Esox lucius (northern pike) is the source of this 1566-nucleotide messenger RNA. It is a transcript of the gene mrpl10, whose product is annotated as mitochondrial ribosomal protein L10. Lineage: Eukaryota; Metazoa; Chordata; Actinopteri; Esociformes; Esocidae. Bases 529 to 1290 code for a protein of 253 amino acids. The transcript is spliced from 5 exons. Gene Ontology annotation, cellular component: mitochondrial large ribosomal subunit. Gene Ontology annotation, molecular function: structural constituent of ribosome. The record is from RefSeq and is a predicted model, not a curated record. Gene Ontology annotation, biological process: translation.
UUGUCGGAGUCCGAGCCCAGGUUUUCGGUUUUACACCAUGUACUGUACAGCUUUCUAAAAUGAAUUGAACAAGCCAAGCUCAGAGACUUCCUAGCUAACACUGUUUAUUAGCAAUCAUUUAUUUGCAACAGUAGGCUACACUGGGCUCCGUUAGCUAUUCUGAACAUUAUUUUGUCCGAAGUAGCUAGUUACAUUGUUGCUAGCAUGUACAAUACUAAUUUGUAACAAGCAGGGCAUUGAAACCCCGACAUCCGUAGGAGUUUCAUCUUGGGUUUAUUUGUUCAUUUGGGUCCAACUACUGCACCAGCUACUCUAAUAGUACCAGAGGACACAUAAAACACUAAUACACUGAUUGACUCGAACAGCCAAACGCAUAAAAAAAACCAAUAGUCCCACAAAUGUGAAGUACAUCUAAUAACAGCUUAGCGUCUUUACGUGGGUGUUUCUCUUAUCACAGGUCUUGUUGUCCCGCGGAAAUGUUUGUUGUUUAAAGGGUAGGUUCGCUUGAGCCUUGGGGAUUGAAGAUAUAUGUGGUCGUUAUUCUUCACAAUAUUAUCCCCUACCUACGGAUGGCAGCCCCUGAUGCAGAGUGUCCGGCAUGGCUCUAAGGCAGUCACACGUCAUCGGAAGCCCAUGCACAUCCUCAAACAGAAGCUGAUGGCCAUCACCGAAUACAUUCCCCCCAAACCUAGCACCCCCCCUGGGGCAUUGAUUCCCCGCGCCAGGCCAGUUCAAGAGGAAAAUGGCCUGGUGCUGCUCUUGAAAAAGGAGUUGCAGACCAUUUUCCAGGAGUGUAAGAUGAUCGCUGUGAUCCAAAACAAUUCCAUCAAUUCAGAGGACAUGCUGCAUCUCAAGCACAGGCUUCGCAAGCACAGUAUCACAAUCAAGUUCAUCCCAAACCAGGUUAUAAGGUCCUUCCUGGCGGACAGUCCUUACAUUAACAUGGGGCCUCUCUUCAUUGGCCCCACUGUUUUAUUUGUUAGUAAAGAGCCAAAGGUGAAGGAGAUGCUUCUGAGUUUGAGGACAAGCCCCCAGAUGAUAUUACUGGGAGCCUGUGUAGAGAAGACGCUGUUGAGUCGACAGGGGGUGCUGAACUAUGCCAAGCUGCCUUCCGUCACCAUGGUCCAGGGGGAGCUGGUGAGCGGCCUCACCAUGCUGACCUCGCGAACGGCCUCCCUGAUUCGGCGCCCCCCCGCCCACCUCUCCCUUCUACUCCAGCAGUACCUCAAACAGCAGGCCGGUGAUGCCAGUGCUGAGACGACCCCGGGAGAUAGCCCCGCCGACGCGUAGCGGACUGUCUCCGUCUUGGAGAUUCACCUCUGUGGGGGAGGAUGUUGGAGUAACCAUGGCUACUGGGAGUGAUGAAGUGGUCGCAUGUCUACAGAUUUAAAGGCCCAGACUUCAUUAAAAGCCUGACGUCGAAGGUCAUACAUUGUACAGUCAAACAUGAACUGCUACGAAAAAUGUUAUUCCUUUUGUGCUUUAUUUGGAUUACUACUCAUGUUUUGUCAUAUUUAAGGGCCUUGAUGGCCAUAUUAAAAACGUUAUGGUUUAAAAUGUGUAUUA